Molecule: messenger RNA, 2282 nt
Organism: Octodon degus (degu)
Lineage: Eukaryota; Metazoa; Chordata; Mammalia; Rodentia; Octodontidae
Gene: Mto1
Product: mitochondrial tRNA translation optimization 1
Exons: 12
Coding region: 70-2142 (690 amino acids)
Biological process (GO): tRNA methylation; tRNA wobble uridine modification
Cellular component (GO): cytosol
Molecular function (GO): flavin adenine dinucleotide binding
Source: RefSeq, a predicted model, not a curated record
GUCACGCAAAAUGGCCGCGCCCUGCGUGGUUUUUCCCGUCGCUUAGGCAGGCUGUGCGUUUCCAGCAGCAUGUUCCCCCUGCGAGCCCGCGGCCUCAGGGUCGCAGCGUCCCUCAGCAGACAGCACCUUCCGUCGGCCCGGCUCAGCGGCGACGGCGCGGCGCCCGGCUGCCCGCACUUCGACGUGGUGGUCGUCGGCGGAGGUCACGCCGGGACCGAGGCUGCCGCCGCCGCCGCGCGCUGCGGCUCCCGGACUCUGCUCCUCACGCACCGCGCGGACACGAUCGGUCAGAUGUCCUGUAAUCCUUCCUUCGGUGGCAUUGGGAAGGGACAUUUAAUGAGGGAAGUGGAUGCCUUGGAUGGCCUGUGUUCUCGUAUCUGUGACCAGUCUGGUGUGCAUUACAAAGUCCUAAAUCGGCGUAAGGGGCCCGCUGUGUGGGGACUACGAGCUCAGAUUGAUAGGAAACUCUAUAAACAAAACAUGCAGAGAGAAAUCCUGAGUACGCCGCUGCUCACUGUCCAGGAGGGAGCCGUGGAGGAUCUCAUUCUCACAGAGCCAGAGCCUGGGCACGCUGGGAAGUGCCGUGUCCGUGGUGUUGUUUUGGUGGAUGGAAGCACAGUCCAUGCAGAGAGUGUGGUCCUGACCACUGGGACGUUUCUGAGAGGCCUGGUUGUGAUUGGACUGGAGAUGCACCCCGCGGGGCGGCUGGGGGAUCAGCCCUCUGUAGGGCUGGCUCAGACGCUGGAGAAGCUGGGCUUUGUGGUGGGACGGUUGAAGACAGGGACUCCACCCCGGCUUGCCCGAGAUUCCAUUGAUUUCAGCGUUCUCAAGGCGCAGACUCCGGAUGAUCCGUCUGUACCAUUCAGCUUUCUCAGUGAGACAGUGUGGAUUAAGCCUGAAGAUCAGCUGCCCUGUCACCUGACUCACACCAACCCCAGAGUGGACGCCAUCAUCCUCGAGAACCUUCACCUCAACAGCCAUGUGAGGGAAACAACGAAAGGGCCCCGGUACUGCCCCUCCAUCGAAUCCAAGGUUUUGCGUUUUCCAAACCGCAUGCAUCAGGUUUGGCUGGAACCUGAAGGACUGGACUCUGACCUUGUCUACCCUCAGGGGUUGUCGGUGACGCUGCCGGCCGAGUUGCAGGAGAAGAUGAUCACGUGCAUCCGAGGCUUGGAGAAAGCCAGAGUGGUCCAGCCCGGCUACGGUGUUCAGUAUGAUUACCUCGACCCCCGGCAGAUCACGCCUUCCCUGGAGACCCGUUUGGUUCAGAGGCUUUUCUUUGCCGGACAGAUCAACGGCACCACGGGUUAUGAGGAAGCCGCUGCGCAGGGUGUGAUAGCCGGAGUGAACGCCAGUCUUCGGGUCCGCUGCAGGCCGCCCUUCAUUGUCAGCCGAACGGAAGGCUACAUCGGCGUCUUGAUCGACGACCUCACCACACAUGGCACCAGUGAGCCCUACCGCAUGUUCACCAGCCGCGCCGAGUUCCGCCUGUCGCUGCGCCCGGACAACGCCGACAGCCGGCUCACGUUCCGAGGGUACAAGGACGCUGGCUGUGUGUCCCAGCAGCGGUACGACAGAGCUGCGUGGAUGAAGACAUCCUUGGAAGAAGGCCUUUCUGCGUUGGAAUCCAUUGAGUUUUCAAGCACCAAGUGGAAAAAGUUAGUCCCACAGGCUUCUAUAAGUACCAGCAGGAGUGACCCUGUCAGAGCUCUCGAUGUCCUGAAGUAUGAGGAAGUUGACAUGGAGUUACUGGCCCAGGCCGUUCCCGACCCGCUGGCGAAGUACACUGAAUGCAGAGAGCUAGCCGAGAGGCUGAAGAUAGAAGCCUCUUAUGAAUCCGUACUGCUCCAUCAACAAGAAGAAAUAAAGGAAGUUCAGCGAGAUGAGGCUCUGCAGCUGCCGGAAGACCUGGACUACAUGAGCGUCACAGAUGUGUCCUUGUCCCAUGAGGUUCGGGAGAAGCUGCAUUUCAGUCGUCCGCAGACGAUUGGCGCUGCCAGUCGUAUACCAGGAGUGACACCCGCUGCCAUCGUUAAUCUGCUCAAGUUUGUGAAGGCCACCCAGCAGAGACAGGCAGUGACGAACGGGCCACCCCGGACUGCUCCACACUCACAUGACGCAAGCAAACGGCAAGAGUUAUAGCUCUCGGUGCACAAAAAACUUUAUAAGAAUGUGAAUAAUUUCAUCUGUACAAAAGUGUAAAUAGAGAACUAUUUUAACAUGGACGUGCCUUAUGAAGGUUGACAUUCACAUAUAAAAUAAAACAAUCAUAGUUGUGCUUU